Molecule: messenger RNA, 1057 nt
Organism: Chlorella variabilis
Lineage: Eukaryota; Viridiplantae; Chlorophyta; Trebouxiophyceae; Chlorellales; Chlorellaceae
Exons: 4
Coding region: 218-1057 (279 amino acids)
Source: RefSeq, a predicted model, not a curated record
GCGCAAACGCAAGCAGCAGGCCCAGCAUCAGCAAUCUGCAGAGCCACCAGCAGCUUUGCCUGGGGCAGGUGAAGCUGCAGCAGCAGAGCCCAAAGAGACCGAGACAGGCCCUGCCAAGCGCCACAGGCUGGCUGCUCAGCCACUCAGCAGCCCCGCUGAUGAUGCCCAGAGGCCCAGGCCAUCGACCAGUGGGGGAGAGGAGGAGCGGCGGCAUCUGAUGGACUUGUAUCGUAGCAGCAUGAGGCAGGUGGCCACAGCCCAGCAAGUGGCGGCAGAGCAGCUGGCACGCUCAGGCAACGAGGCCGACCCGCACACACAGAUGCAUCUCUACACUCAAGCGCAGCUGAUGCAGCAGGUGGCAGAAGCGGUAGCAGCAGCGGCCGUGGCGGCUGUCGCGCCACACUCCACCCCCCCAGCAGCCAGUGCGGCAGCAGCUGCGACGGCUACGGCACUGGAGCAGGCAGGCAUCGGCCCAGCCACAGCCAACCUGGCAGAGAAGGCCGAGGCCACAAUGCAGCGCGUGCUGCAGCAGGCUGAGGCGCACUUGGAGAAAACCUCCAGUUUUGGGCCAUCGACGCUGCUUGCUUUACAGUGUUUGGCGUCGGUCGGGCACGGCGGACCGACGCUGCAGGAGGUGGUGCUGUGCUGGGCGGCCUACCCCGCAGCUGUGCAGCAGAAGCUGCACGACGGUGUGGUGGUUUCCGUCAGAAACCAGUCGUGGCAGGGUCUCGAGGGCAAGCUGCACCGCGUGCUGCGCAACAGCGGCAUGCGAGCAGCAGAGGCGACCGUGCGUGGCGUGCAGGAAGCUGUGGGGCACUUCCUGGCGGCAGACAGGACCAGCUCCGGCAGCAUGCUGCGCCCGCUGGAUGCCCUGUCGCUGGUGGAGCUGUGCGGCCAUCGGCUGGAGGAGGUGGUGGAGGGCUGGGGCGGCUUUGAGCUGGGGCAACAGCAGACGAUCUUUGACGCGAUGCUGGUGGCCACUCACCAGGGCGCCUGGAAGGAGAUGGAGGGGCGGCUGCGUGUGGUUCUGGACAUCAUCCAUGCUGGCUCACACUAG